AUGUCGGGGAGUACUAAAUACCAUAAAGAUACAAUCAUGAUAUCCUUACUUCAAAAUCUGUUUCACUCUCUAAGUGAGAUCGUCAGGUUAAUGAAACUACUUGAUGUUUCAAUUAACCAUUUCAUGAUUGAAGUAUUUCUUCGUCAGGUUAAUGAAACUACCUGAUGUUUCAAUUAACCAUCACAUGAUUGAAGUAUUUCUAACAGUAACUUACAUGUAUAUUGCACACUGUCUAAGUUCAGGCUAUUUAUCUUAACAACAAAUGUGGUAUUACUUUUCUAAUACAUUCCCCGUGGAAGAAACCGGAACCUCCGGAGAAAACUCACUGAUUUUCUCUUGUCACGUGAAGUAUUGAGUUAGGAAUUGAACCCAUGACCUCACAGAUGAAUGGCUGUUCUAAUAACUGUGCCACCUUUCCGUUGAAAACCUCGUACUCUAACAAGUGACGUUUCUGUCAACACGGACGUCACCCAAAAAUUGGUCCCUUCUUCAGAUCGCUAUUUUCUGCUGGACCUCGGUUCAUUAUUAAAGUACUGCAUAACGUUCUUCACUGUAAAUAUUUAUUCCGAGAUUGUUCCUUUUCAGCCACACAGUAGGAUUCACUCUUUGCUGGUUUUGGCGACGUUUGCAAGUCAUUGUGGGAGCAAUGAAAAUUUACAAACUGUGAUAGUUACCAAUUCUCUGGCAAUACAGACUUUGUGUGAGGAAGGGAAUAUCCAUGCUGCUGAACUGUUGCAGAACGAGUGCGAGGAGAUCAUAUCAAGACUAGGUGAAGAGUGUCGAGCGAUCAACAGAUACGUAUUUUCUGUUGCCAAAAGUCAGCUGUUUCUGUGCAAAGGAUUGGUAAGAUGUGAUUUAAUAUUAUCCCACGUUUUAUUUGUUAGUUUUCAUUUGCUUUAGAUACUUUUCGCGCAUAUAAACGGUUAAAUUAACGCUGAUUUUGUUUCCGGUUCCGGUCCUAACUUAAAAUAUUGAUUUCAGUACACCCCUAAUAUUUGUGUCAAUGAAGAAAAUGAAAAAAUAUCCUUUCCGUUGUCAAAAGCUUUGUCUAUUUUAAUCUUCGUCUAAAGAAUGAAAACAAUUGCUUUAUACGACCAAGCAUAGCUUUCAUUGUAAAAAUGUUUUUGAGGCUAAGUUAUGAAACCAAGAAUUAUGGUCAUGUAUUUUCGACCUUUGGAAUUUUUAGAGUAAUAAUAAACUAGCGUCCCCAACAGUGUCGAAAAUGUAACUUGUAUUAUCCAAAUGGAGUUCCAACUAGUUUCUGAAUGUCCCCAAUCAGGAAUGAAACCAAAGUCUCUGUCCAACUAUUGGGUGAUAGAGGCACACAUAAUUGUAUGUAUAGCUCAACGCUGUAUAUUCAAUCCACUUUAUAUACGAUGAGCUUACACAUAAGAUUAUGGGAUGAUGUUUUGCUGACCAAGCCUGAAAUGAAUAUUGUUUGUAAACUUGUCUUCAAUACAGCGAGCAAUACAGCGUGGGAAUUGUAGCUUGUGUUGUCCUCUUCCACUUUUCCUCAAGUGAUCUGACUCCAUUAGCGUAUAUUUUUUCAGUACAACGAGGGAUGGCAACUUGUUAAAGCUGUUCUAGAUGAGGCGAAGGGAAAUGUGGGAACCACAACAAAGUUUGUGCUUGUGAAAGCCAAGUUAUUGUGUGUGAGAUAUUUAUCACUUCCAACUUCAGUAUUCAAAGCAAGUCUUGAAGGUUUGUGUCUUGUUCUGUACUAUAAAUUCAUUUCUGCACGAUAUUAAAAAAAACCUGACUGGAUCCAAAUUUUCCGGUUAAGACUAGUUUUUCUGUUUAACAGUUUGACUGAUCUGACCAUACACCUUAAGUAACUUCUUAUGUUUCUAUUUUUAAGAUGCUGAUGGUUCCAACUAUUUUGACUAUUUAUCGGAUUCAAUGAAGUAUGCAGAGGCUCUAGUGAAACAUUUUGUCGAAAAUGGCGCAGAGGUUGAAGGUAAUGAUCGCAUUUUUUACAGUUUGUUGCCCAACUAUAUACACACUCUGUAAAUUCGGUGUUAAUCAAGCUCGAACAUUUAUCAACCAUCAUUCAAUUCUCAACUACUGCAAGUUUAUACAUGGCCAUAGCAUUAUAAAGUUAAGUUAAUGAAACAAGCAUCCGGACAAAACUUGUGGGCAAAAGGAAAGUUGUGCAAAGUCUCCUGUGCUCCCAAAGGUCACCCUCAACCCCAUAGCCUCACACAAAUCAAUGUAUUACACAAUGUAUUUUAAAGUAAACAAUGACCAUCACGGGGACCUUACCCCUUGGGUAAAGUCCAACAUGGGGGAACCACGACCCCCUGAGGACAUAUAAUUAUACUAGAAAUACAUGCAUGCAACAACCCCUCGCCAAUAUUUUCCAAACAUUGUUUCAACAAUCAACAUGAAGUAUUCGUAAUUACGCCAACACUGAACGCAGGCUCGCGUUGCCACGUCAUGUAAUCAUGUUAGCCAUGGCAACACGAUAAAUAAUAUACGAUUUUUUAAAUUUUUUUGUACAAAACUGCAAAAAAUAAAUGAAACUUGAACACUUUUAAAUACAGAACUAUCAAUUUCUAAAAUAUAUAAAGUAGGUAUAUUAUUUUGCUUUCUAUAGGCUUUAUUUUAAUGUAAAAUUCCACACGAAACUCUUCGUAAAACGUUUUUAAAUGUGAAUCGAAAUUAACUUUUUUUGCCGAUAAACUUUUCAACAAAAGUUAAAAAAUUAAGAAAACUAAUCAUAAUCACAAUGCUUUAAUAAUGAGUCUGUGGGGCGACACCUAGAAUUUUACAUUCCUGCAAUUUGUAGCUUAUGGCUUCACUUAAUUGCAUUUGAUACUCGACUACAUUUGAUACUCGGCUACUUUACUCUACUCUACUCUACUCUACCCCACUCUACUCUACUCUACUCCUCACGAUCAACAUUUGCAACUAUACAGUUACGUAUUUUUUGUCUUGUAAUUACCUAAUUAUAUCCAUAGUAUAUGCCAACAGAGUUCUUAGAAUACUCCAGAUUUUUAUCUCUGACCAGGUAUAAUUCUCACGCCUCUAUUCUAACGCCUGGUUCAGUCUGAGCUUCCCAUGAGUGUCAGUGCUGUUUUUGAAUAGCUGGAGGGUUAGUGUCGUACCUUACUAUGUGACUACUCACCCUCCAGGUAUUCAAAACAGCAUUGACACUCAAGGGAAGCUCAAAUUCAACCUCCACUCUUUGAGUGUGAGCUUUACAGGCGUUAGAAGUACACCGAUUCCUGGAAAGUGCUGGAACGUUGUAGUAUACCAAUAAUUGUCGUUAUUUUACUUCUCUCACUUACAGGCUUGAACAAUCAGAAGAAAGAACGUGCAGUUUUCUUAUCUCAUUGGUCUCUGCUAAGUGAACUGUCUUGUUGUUUUGUUAAACUCGGCAAAGUUUACUUGCUUCAAGGAGCUGUAAGAGAAGCAAAACUUUUUCUUCAAGAUGGCAGGGAGAUCACACGACGAUUUUUGUCUGCAAACAGGUGGCUUCCUGCAUUUUAUGUAUUAUUAUUAACUACUUUUCUUUUAAAGGCUCGUUUACACUUGCAAUUUUUACUGCGAUUUUGUACUUCUGAUGCAUGUGAACGAGUAAAUAAGUUUUGAAUGUUCUGAGUAUAUGUCACACUGAUGUCCCCUCAUCUAAACAUUCGUAACUCAUCCACUCGUUCACAUACAUCAGAAGGAGAAAAUCGCACCUAAAAUGGCGCCUUAAGGACACUCCAAACCUCAACAUAAAAAAUUUCUUACUAUAAAACCAUAAAUCAAGCAGAUGCGCAAACAAACAAACAAACAAACAAACAAACAAACAAACAAACAAACAAACAAACAAACAAACAAACAAACAAACAAACAAACAAACAAACAAACAAACAAACAAACAAACAAACAAACAAAAGUAGUAAUAUAGGGGCCGAUCGAUCCGGAUUUUUGUGGUGGUGGUUGUGGUGGUGGUUGUGGUGGUGUGUGGUGGAGGGUGUCCACCACCUCAUUUAUAAUUAAUACUCGUACAAAUGAGGGUGCGUAGUGACGUCACUCAUUAACAUACGUCAUAAUUAUAUGCAAUGACGUCACGCGGGCGAGCUUAAACACGAUCGGGCGAAACUUGCUGACUACGCAUUUUUUAGCGUCUCUCCGCGUGUAUGAUACAAAAGAGGGAUUAUAGGGGCCGAUCGAUCCGGAUUUUUGUUGUGGUGUGUGGUGGUGGUUGUGGUGGUGGUGUGUGGUGGUGGGUGUCCACCACCUCAUUUAUAAUUAAUACUCGUACAAAUGAGGGUGCGUAGUGACGUCACUCAUUAACAUACGUCAUAAUUAUAUGCAAUGACGUCACGCGGGCGAGCUUAAACACGAUCGGGCGAAACUUGCUGACUAAGCAUUUUUUAGCGUCCCUCCACGUGUAUGAUACAAUAGUUAGGGCUAUACACAAGAGAAUAUGUUGUUGUCUGGAGUUUUAUAAGUACAGCUCUGGCAUUUUGCUGUUAUUGUCAAGUGAUUCCUUUAAUUUAGCUCUUAGAGGAGUAAAAAAUCUGAUACUAUAUGAAAUAGCAUUAGUGUUAUAUAUCUAAAACUUAUAUAUUCGGGGUAUUGUUGAAGCCAUGACUUUAGAACACCGUAUUUGUAAUGAAAUCACUCUUUAUUUUCACGUUUAUUACAAAUGUAGUUUUGUACAGUAAGUUGCUUUCACGAGAAAGUUCAACUAACAACACAACAAUCCCAUCAUGCAUUUGUCUCUCAGUAUUACGUCAUACUAAUAUUUGGAUAA
Paramuricea clavata is the source of this 4750-nucleotide messenger RNA. Lineage: Eukaryota; Metazoa; Cnidaria; Anthozoa; Malacalcyonacea; Plexauridae. The record is from the annotation of a GenBank genome assembly.